AGUGGUGGUAUCCAAGGGCGACACUACCAUCAAUUACGAUGACCUCAAAUCUUUCCUGCAGCGCUUCAUUUCAUCAGCAGCAGCGCGAGUGACACAGCUCCUCCAGCUCGCCAAGCAGGCCCUGGGCGACCAGAGACCUUACGAUGCCUUGAUCGAGAUGAAGGCUCUGUGCCAUCAUCUCACUGCCAUCGCCGUGUUCAACUGCUCCAUUCAACACCUGCCGUGCAGGAAGAAUCCUGUAACCGUCGCCCUCUCCAGAGUUUCCAUUGAUGCAGUUCAUUUAGGGCUCAACUGCAACCAACUCGCUAAAGGCAGCAACAGGACCCCAAGAUAUCAGCUUGCCCCUCCCUCCGUCGUCACAUUUUCAGCCUCAUCCACAGCUUGUUCAUCCCUCUUGAUAAGCGACAGCACGCCUUCUGAAGCAGAAAUUUGUUUGGCAAAGGACUGGGUUCGAUACUGCACCGCCUGUCAAACCUCCAAAAUUCAGCUACACACCGAAAUGGGCCCCAGAUCCUUCCACCAGCCGAAGAGGCGCUUCACACACAUCCAUGUUGAUAUAAUGGGUCCCCUACCACUAUCAGAAGGACAUCGCUACCUCUUCACCAUAGUGGGCCGUCCAACUAGAUGGCCUGAAGCUAUUCCUAUAUGUCCAACGCCAGUUCCACCUGCCCACCGCUCUGCUCUCUGGGUGGAUUUUGAGAUUCAGCAUCCCUACCCAAUCACGUCCGACCAGGCACGCUUUUCACUUCACAGCUCUGGAUGUCCCUGGGGCAGCUAUUGGGCACCUCCAUCCAUCACACAACGGCCUACAACCCGGAAGCUAACAGCAUGGUGGAGAGUUUCUAUAGAACCCUGA
Messenger RNA from Penaeus monodon (black tiger shrimp), 856 nucleotides. RefSeq lists its product as uncharacterized. The transcript has 3 exons. The annotation marks the transcript as partial. Lineage: Eukaryota; Metazoa; Arthropoda; Malacostraca; Decapoda; Penaeidae. Gene Ontology annotation, molecular function: nucleic acid binding. The record is from RefSeq and is a predicted model, not a curated record.